Arabis nemorensis is the source of this 840-nucleotide messenger RNA. Lineage: Eukaryota; Viridiplantae; Streptophyta; Magnoliopsida; Brassicales; Brassicaceae. The record is from the annotation of a GenBank genome assembly.
AUGAGAAAAGCUUUAUUCUUUUCGUCAGGUUUAUCCUCAGAUCUCCAUCUGCAUCCAAGAGCUCUGAGUUUCUCCAGAACCUACAAAUCCAGUUUAAGCAAUCGAAAGGUGUCUUUUUUGAGGGUCGGUUAUGCUCAAAAGAAGAAAUUUAGCUGCAAUAGUAUUUCCAACACAGAGAAUUUAGCUGGUGAAAGAGGAAAGGAUAUACCUUUGGUUAAGAUGUGCGGUAUCACAUCAGCUAGAGAUGCUGCAAUGGCAGUUGAAGCUGGUGCUGAUUUCAUCGGGAUGAUUAUUUGGCCGAAUUCAAAACGUUCCAUUUCCCUCUCCGUUGCAAAGGAUAUCUCCAAAGUGGCGAGGGAAGGUGGGGCCAAACCUGUUGGUGUUUUUGUUGAGGAUGAUGCAGACACAAUACUGAGAGCUGCUGAUGCAUCAGACCUUGAGUUUGUGCAGCUUCAUGGUAAUGGCUCGCGUGCUGCUUUCUCGGGAUUAGUACGAGAAAGGAGAGUCAUAUAUGUCCUUAAUGCAAGUGAAGAUGGAAAGCUCCUAAAUGAAGUUCCUGAAGAGGAUUGUCAUCUCGCUGAUUGGAUUCUUGUGGAUAGUGCAAAGGGUGGGAGUGGAAAAGGAUUCAACUGGGCUCAGUUCAAGUUACCAUCCAUUAGAAGCAGAAAUGGGUGGUUCUUAGCUGGGGGAAUCAAUCCGACAAACGUUUCCGAAGCACUUUCUACUCUUCAACCUGAUGGAAUUGAUGUUAGCAGCGGUAUUUGUGGCACAGACGGCAUCCAGAAGGAUCAGUCGAAGAUAAGUUCCUUCAUGACUGCAGUUCGCUCUGUACAGUACUAA